ACGGCCAAGUCACAUUACAUAGCGACGCUGUUUGUAGCACAUUCGCACAUAACCUUACGUACUUGUCGCCGGUACUAGUUGAAAUUUCAUUUACAAUUUCGCUUUAAGUGAACGAUCAAUCUUUAACAAUGGCGUACAAAGGACCACCAAAAGUGCAAAAAGUUAUGGUACAACCCAUCAACUUGAUCUUCCGUUAUCUUCAAAAUCGUUCACGUGUGCAAGUUUGGUUAUUCGAGAACGUUAAUCUUCGCAUCGAGGGACACAUUGUUGGCUUUGACGAGUACAUGAAUCUCGUGUUGGACGAUGCCGAGGAAUAUCACGUCAAGACCAAAAACAGGAAACAACUUGGUCGCAUUAUGCUAAAAGGCGAUAAUAUUACGUUGAUACAGAAUACUAAUCCUAGUGCUAAUUAGGAGCCGUUCUUCGUUGUAUUAUAAAUUUAAAUAAUACAUACCUUCGAUAGUUAAUGAACUUUUACUUGUCAAUUUGUUUUGAUCAAUAAAAUGCAAGUGUAAACAAAAAACUGAAUGGCAACCAAAACUCAUUGAGUGCUCAAUGUAUGCAUAGCAUUGUAUCGAAUUAAAUAUAAAAUGUAACUCUUGUAAAAAAAGAAUUAAACUGUAAGUUUUUAAAAAAGUUUAAA
Molecule: messenger RNA, 643 nt
Organism: Trichogramma pretiosum
Lineage: Eukaryota; Metazoa; Arthropoda; Insecta; Hymenoptera; Trichogrammatidae
Gene: SmE
Product: probable small nuclear ribonucleoprotein E
Exons: 1
Coding region: 129-413 (94 amino acids)
Biological process (GO): spliceosomal snRNP assembly; mRNA splicing, via spliceosome
Cellular component (GO): precatalytic spliceosome; U4 snRNP; U4/U6 x U5 tri-snRNP complex
Molecular function (GO): RNA binding
Source: RefSeq, a predicted model, not a curated record